AUCUUUCGUUUCAUAUCAACUUGAUUCGGAAAUACGGUUGGGAGAAAUACAUCCUGAGAAACUUUUCUUUCAAGGAAUCCGCAAUAAAUUCGGAUUAUUCGGUGAAAAUUAUUAUUAAGUAAUAUCAACGAUGGCCAAAGUUCAGCUAGCGAACGUAGCUGUUCUCGACAAUCCUUCACCGUUUUUAAACCCGUUUCAAUUCGAAGUCACGUUUGAAUGCAUCGAAGAACUGAAAGAAGAUUUAGAGUGGAAGAUGAUCUACGUCGGUAGCGCCGAAUCCGAGGAUUUUGAUCAAGUGUUAGAUACGAUAUACGUUGGUCCAAUCCCUGAGGGAAGGCAUAUGUUUGUAUUUCAGGCUGAUCCUCCAGACGUCAGUAGGAUACCAAUCAAUGAUGCUCUAGGGGUUACAGUUGUUCUGUUAACUUGUUCAUAUAGGGGGCAUGAAUUUGUACGUGUUGGCUACUUUAUAAAUAAUGAGUACACAGAUGCAGAACUUAGAGAAAAUCCACCGCCACAGCCACAGUUUGACAAAGUACAAAGAAAUAUCUUAGGAGAUAAACCACGUGUCACUAGAUUCAAAAUAAAUUGGGACGAUGGUACAAGCUCGGCUACAAGUACUGUGCCGGAGGGCAUGGAAGCACAGUCUUUAGAAGAAACAUCUCAGGAUGCACCAACAUCCACGUUGGGCUUUACAGAGAAUACACACAAUAGCAUGGAAGUAAUGUGAAUAUCAAUUAAUUGCCAAUAACAUAUAAGCUAGCAAAGUUUGUAACACAGAGAAUGAAAUAGUACCUGGAAAGAAGAAUAAAGUGGAAAGAAGAUUCAUAUAUUUGGAUACAGCAAAAGAGAAAUAUUAAGAAACCUAAGAGCCUUUUGUACAGUGUACUUUGAUUGAUUUGCUUUAAUCAAAAGACAACAAAAAAAGCAGAAGAUAUCAUAAGUUGGAAGAAAAAUUAGAUGUGAUAAUUUUGAAUUUGUAUGGAAAUGAAGUUGAUGUUU
Dufourea novaeangliae is the source of this 999-nucleotide messenger RNA. RefSeq names its product histone chaperone asf1 (gene asf1). Bases 131 to 727 code for a protein of 198 amino acids. The record is from RefSeq and is a predicted model, not a curated record. Gene Ontology annotation, molecular function: histone binding. Gene Ontology annotation, cellular component: nucleus. NCBI's taxonomy places the organism in Eukaryota, Metazoa, Arthropoda, Insecta, Hymenoptera, Halictidae. The transcript is spliced from 3 exons. Gene Ontology annotation, biological process: DNA replication-dependent chromatin assembly.